This is a messenger RNA of Chara braunii, 1634 nucleotides long. The record is from the annotation of a GenBank genome assembly. Lineage: Eukaryota; Viridiplantae; Streptophyta; Charophyceae; Charales; Characeae.
GUCUAUUUGGCGAACAUGACAUAAGGGCUCAUCUUGCCCAUAGUGGUUGCACGAAGGUGCUGUAAAGUGUGGCAUUUGUCCAGUGUUUACGAUGGGGUAACUUACUCCAUUGCUCACGGCCUCUGCAAGCUCUUUCAGGGGUCGAUCUUGAAUGGCUUGCGCAAAGGAACUGACCACUCACAUUCAUGUCUGACAUGCGUGGUUGCAUGCACACAGUCAGAGGUGGAUAAGUGUACCACAAGUUGUGGCAGCAUGUUUGUGUAAGCAGUAAGCAGGAAAGGCUCUUCCGAUUGUCGGCUGCGCUCUCCACUCUUGCAAAUAUUGGUUGCCAUGAAGGCGUGAGAUGGUAGCUCACGGCAAUCAAGACGUGUAGGGUUCUUGAUGUUCCGGGGUCCGGAAAUGCAGUCAAGGUUAUGUUGGGGCGACAUGGAGUGAAUGCGGCAUCAUAGGCUUCGGUAGUGUGACCCGCCUGACCAGUGAUGGUUGAGGUCUUCCCAACCAGUUUACUGACGCUGCCCAUUGUUCCCACCUACGGAGAAGCUCUAGCAAUUGCUGAAGGUGCCUUGUGGCAGUUUUAUGGACCGUCCAAAGCAUCAACUCCAGAGGGGAACACAGAGGUGGUUAAGGCCCGCGAGGUGGGAGUUGUGCAGGCUGGAUGACUUCAGCGCGGCUGAACUGUGGCAAGGAGGAGGUGGCUAGAAUGGAAGACCCAUAGCUGGGAAUGGGGAGGCCAUGCCUGGACAGGAUGGAAGCGCUGGCAGAAGCAGAUGGACGAGUUAUCGGCAGGUGUGUUUGUGACAGAGAGAUGAGUUUUGUGCGAGACAGCUCGGUGAACGUCAAAGGGAUGGGUCGUCAGCGGACGGGUGGGCCUUUGGCUAGAACGUGGGAAUGGGGUGAGAGUAUGAGAGGUGGAAAGACCAGAACUAUGGAGAAUGGCAUGGGGAAUACCAGAGGCAGUCAGGUGCGAACAGGUAUGCUAAGGGUUGAGGUAAGAAGGGGUGAAAGGGAACGAAGAGGGGAAUGGCAGGGAAGGGAAGCAAGAGGGGAAAGGACGGAGAGGGGAAAGGAGGGAGAGGGGACAGGAGGGAGAGGGGGAGGGGGGGAGAGGGAGAGGGGAAGGGGAAGAUGAAGGGCGAAGAAAGCUUGGAGUCCCCAUGGUUGUUUUUGGUUGAGUUUUUUUGGAUUCUGCUUCUGAUUUUGCAUUCGUUACGACAUCGGAACGGAAUGGGUGGAAGCAGGGAGCCAAAGAGGGAAGGGCAGAAAUGCAAUCCAGGUAAAGUGGCCUUGUGGGAAGGACGGGGAUGACAUCCAGGUAAUCUAGUUAAAUUUGUUUUUGAAGUUUGAACAGUAAUGUUAGAUGUUCUUGGAUCUCCAUUAAUCUCACCACGACGGCAAGAGUGACCACUUGUCAUGAGCUAAGUUCCCUUGAAGGGAGGGGGAAAUUGGGGACAGUUGUUGUCACUUCUUGGCCAUUCUUCUGAGUGCUGAACACAGUCGUCAGUCUUCAUAGGACAUAGGCCGAAUACCAUUUAGCUAAACAUAUAGGCUGUAUAAGUUUUUCCAACUGUUCCGCACAUGUGAAGUGACUGCCAUAGACAGAAUCUGGGUGAAUUCAACAAAAUUAACUGUAAACA